AUGGAAAAAGUGUUACGGAUUGAAGAACCUCAAAUUUCCUCCAAUGAUUCGAUUGAAGAGCACCCCCCGAGGAAGUGUGUAAGGUUAAAGCAGAACCUGUUUGUGGAUUUCGUGCCGGAAUCCAAGAACUGGGUUAAAGAUGUAUUUCCCAACGCGGCGAUCUACAGAGGCUACGAUGAGUUGCUUUGGGGCUAUUUCAUCAUUGCUGUCUAUAAGGAUGCGAGCUCUGGUAAGUUGAAUUCGUUGAUCGUGGAUAAGUUAGGAACAACACAUUACGAUGCAGUGAAUAUCUCACGAAAGUCUCGUUUUUACCCUGCAAUUGAGAACCUAUCGGCAGCUAACCGUGAUUCAAGCGUUAAAAAAUGUAUCGCUGUUUCCCUGCUCCAAAAAUAUGCUGAUUUGAACCCCAGUAUGGUGCCUAAGCUUCAGCCACGAAUGCGAUACGAUUAUGAUCCGACCUCGGCUGGAGACCUCGCCAACAGCUGUCAACUGAUAGGAUUUUGUCCACCUGAGAGUAUAGGAAAAAGCUUGGAUCGUCUAGGUUUUUUAAGCCCUCAUUACGCGGGGUCCCUUCUUAUCGACGUUGUCUAUGAGCAAGAGCAAUCCACCAUCGAGGCCAACAAUGAGCUUGUUUUCCAUCUUGGGGAUCAACUGGAACAAUUAUUCGACCCUUUGACAGAAUAUUCGCCGGAGCAGACAGAAAUUAUUUACAAGCCUCCUGAAAAUGGUGCGCCUGUGAAGAAAGAUGACCAUAUCGCUUCCAUGGUAUGCAAUGAAUUGCUGCAGGUUCAGACCAAUUUCACUCUCACGUUAGUGGAUUUUCUUCAAAAGUUUCUUAUACCUCUUCGCAUAGAGGUCGCAAAUGAGGAGAUUCCCGGUCUUUCAAUACCAAAAUUGAACCGCUUAUUUCCUCCGACGAUCGAUGAGGUUACGCGAGUCAAUUGCAUCUUUUUGGAUGCUCUGAAAGCAUCACAUGCCUUUGGGUCACAAGAGAUGCUUAAGGCAUGCAGCGUCACUAUACCAUACUUUUACAAAGCUUACACAAGACAUGAUGCGGCCACCAAGGACUUUUCUAAGCAAGUGAAGGAAUUUUUGGCCAAAUUCAAAGACUACCUACCUAGCUGUGAGUUAUAUUCGCAAAUGAAAAUGGAUACCGUCGUAAAAAGUCCUCAGGAAACCAUAUUGAAGAUAAAACUGAUCAUUGAUAGACUUUGGUCUACCAAAAAUUGGGAAUUAGAGGAUGCACAACUGGCAGAAGCUCGCUACUCGAAGAUUUGCGACAUUAUAAGCUCUUUUGGAGCUGAUGAAAGACCGCUGAAUUCAUACAGUACGAGGGUUUUCACGCCAUCUGGAAAGCUUCUAACUGAACUAGCUAGGGGCUGGCCCACUGAGCUGCAAUACAAUUGGCUAAAACGAAGAGUUGUGGGCGUUUUCGAUGUUAUGGACUCGAAUGAUAAUACACAGAGAAGUAUUCUGGUCAUUUUUAGCGACUACAUUGUCAUUCUCAAUGUUGUCGACACCAGCUCUUAUUACGAUUCCUAUGCAGGUAAGAAACCACUUCUUUCUGACAUUCUGAUGAACUCGCUUAUCAACGAAGCUCCACUCCCACCUAGAGUGCCGGAAUUGCGGGUUGCCAACUACUUUUAUAUUGAUGACGUCGUAGCGUCGACUUUCGGAAGUGAUAUGAUUCGAAUCGAUCAUGUGGAGCCGAACAAUGUCACUGCAGUGGCCGCCAAGAUCGUCUCGUCUUCUCAUACAGGUUCAGAGGUUGUCAACUUGAUUGCUAAAGCCAAGAUUUUAGAGAAGGAAACCGCAUUUCAUCUCUUCCGCUACACAGACGACGAUCUUCAAGUUUUUUCCACGGCACACGAAAUCAAAGCAUACGCGGCAGAGAAAAUACGGUCAAAGUUUUGUCUCUUUUUAAACAUGGAUCAAAGCGUGCAGGUGCUAAACAAAUUUAAUCUAGUUGCCGCAUUCUUUGCCUCGUUAGGAUCAGACGGCACCGUCUCUCUAUUAGAAUUGACACGUAAUGGUGAAAAAAAGCAUUUUAACGUAGAGCUGCAAAUGUUGGUUGGGGUUUUAGUCUCUGAAAUCAAAGUGCUUUACAGGCAGUUCUACUCCACCGCCCAGUCGCCUUUUCUAAGUGAGCUGUUGGAAAUCAACAGCCAACUGGUUAAAAGAGUUGGACGACAUUUCAGCGAAGAUCUUGAUAUUGCACCAUAUGUGACUGAGAAGAAUUCCUCCACCUCAGCUAAUCCACUCACACUAUCAAAAUCCGCGUCACAUCCCACAACGAGUGGUUUAAAGAGUGCAAGUAAAUUAGAACCUGACGUCCUUCCUACGAAAGAACUGGAGAAACGCACUAAAAAGAAGCCCGCAGGUGGUGAGACGCUCAAAGGAAAGGACAAAUUAACAAGACAAAAUACCAAGAAAUUGGGGUCGGCAUCCAAACAGAAGAGAAGAAGCAUCAUUGGCAAGAUUUCAGAUCUGUUUAUCAAGAAAAAAGACCGUACCUCCAAAGACAUUACUCUCAACAGCUCAAAAUCUGCGAGCAAUCAAACAACAAAAAAAGUACCCAACGGUGAAAGUAAAGAGGAAAACAGUCCGCGUCCCGAUGCACAACGCAUGAGCUCCAUCGUACAUGUUCCGCUGUCAACGAAAAGCGCCAGUGAAAGGUCAACGAAAAGCGCCAGUGAAAGGACAAUUGUCUUUUCUAGUGAUAGCAGUAACAAUAAAGCACACAAUUUAAGCAAACCACAUCCGGCUGCUGGUAGAGAUCCGAACACAGACAGCGAAUCCCUUUCAUCUACAAAUAAGAAUUCAGACGAUGAAAAGAUUUCUCUUCCUAAAAAUCAGAGGUUUUACGGACUGAAUAAAGAUGAGCGCGAGAGCAAACUGUUCAAUCACGACCUGUAUGGAGAUGCCUUCAAAGGGGGCGAAAACGAGAACCAAUAUAUUGCUGCUGAAAGCCCAAUAAGGAGGAUUUCUAUACAAGAGAUUUCGUCACUUCCGAAUGAACUCGCUGAGAAAGAGCUCGUCCCUUCAAUUAAAUCCGGCCCAAGCAAAAUUAAGGAAGCCACUCAAAGCAGGUCGAAGGCGUACACUGAGGACUGCGAGAAUUCAAUGACCUCGACAGAAAACUUGGUGGCCGAGACUAGCGGCAAUGACGAAGACCUGCGCCGCAAAAACAUAUUUCCUGAAAUUAAGAGGCUGGCUAUUGGGAGUGGCCAGUUUGUAAGAUCUCCCUCGUUUACGGAGUUUUUCGACAACAUGAGACUUGUUCUGGAUGACAACGACGAGAUUUCUAAUUGGAAAAGGUUGCCAAAUGAAGCAACGUUGAACACCCAGCACAAGGCUCGCGAGGAAAACGCGGCAACACAUGCCUUUAAAAGUCUCCUACCUUUCAACAAACAAGUGGCAGCCGCAGAAGCGCCACUAUCGCAAGUUCCCCAGCAUAAUGACAAAGCACCGCCUACCACAAAGGUCGACGAAUCCGGUCAUUGCGAUGCCUUCAAAAUUCAGGCAGACGAAGAUCUUGGCGCUCAAAGAGACGUAAGCCAAAUUCUAGAUGUUAUCGACUUUCCGCCUGAACAGCCUUCGAUUGGCGUUAAGAGCCCUACAGGCUUCAAGGUUGUAAAUCAAACAUCUCCCAAACUUGUCAACAUUAACUCAAAGCCUACUCCCGCUCUAAAUGAAAGAUCCACCUCGCAACCGAUUGAACAGCAAAAGGAAUUUCUGAUAAGGGCAACGACACCAAAAGACAGGCAUCAGAGCAAUUCGUCGCCUAUAUUCUCAAAUGAAGUGGUUGCUGAUGAGUUACAACAGCAAAGCCACAGUCAAGCGACAAGUCUUGGCCAAAAGGGUGAUCAUAUAGAGGCAAAAACAACCAAUGCCGGGAAUACCCCAGCUGGGCAUCAACAAACGUCGAAAAUAGUUCCACGAGAGCAGCUUCUUGACGAUCCCGAAUUCAGUUCCUUUCAUAUGACCUUCAGCGAAAACGACGAAACCUUUGACUCAUCAAGAUAUGAUCACCCAUCUACAAUGAGUCAACGCGUAUUUCUCGAACAGCCGCCGGUAGAUACGGCACCUAUUUUUUAUCGCUUACCCGCUAUCGAGAGAUCCACCGAUACUUUCUUCACGUGUGCCGAUGGUACGACAGGUAAAAGCGGCUCUACUAGAAAUGCCUACAAAAAUGUAGAAGGAGAGGAUCCUGAUGAUGCAAUGUGGAUAUCGCCGAGCAAACUGGACAUUUUUGAUCUUAGUAAACAGCCUGACUCCUUUUUCGCUCAAAUUAACCUGGGGAAAAAACAAAGGCCCACGGAGGAAAAGCAAGAUUCUCUUUCCGCAUACUCGUCACAAGAAAAGGCGCUUUUACCAGAUUCCUCUUAUGCAUAUCUACGAGGACUUCUGGUACAUGACGGCCGUAGUGAAGAUGAGAAUGGCGCAGAAGAUUUAGAACCAACACGUCUGACAUUCUAUAAGUAG
Lachancea sp. 'fantastica' is the source of this 4485-nucleotide messenger RNA. The record is from the annotation of a GenBank genome assembly. NCBI's taxonomy places the organism in Eukaryota, Fungi, Ascomycota, Saccharomycetes, Saccharomycetales, Saccharomycetaceae.